UUAAAAAAACAAAACUGGAAAAAGUUCAACACAGAUAAGUUGUUAUCUGGCCAUAUUGGUUUAAUUUGAUUAGUGUCUUUGUAGGCCUACAUACACGUUUUGAAGUGCUUUCUGGCAUAUAUAUCAUAUACUAAGCUUACUAGAUAGAGCGCUACACAUUGUGAAGCGGAGGUUUAUUUCAUGUGUGGAAAACAAAGAUAGAAAACAAAGAUAGUAUCUAUUCUGGAAUAUUUCUAUCAAAGAAAGAUUGUUUCGAGUGAAUUAUUUAAUUUGCUGUUGUAGCAGUGGAAUGUCUGGCGGAUAGCAAGAUUUACGGUCAGGUAGCAUUGAUUGUGGUUGAUUGAAGAUGUCAUUUGUAAGGGACAGAUUUACCAGAAUAGUGCGUGGUCGCGCCAACACCCGAGUUGGGGUCCAGUACACGAGCCAAGUUGGCUCAUAUGAGGGCUUCCUCAGUUUUAUCAACUCCCAGAACAAGGAGGAUGCUGAAAAAGUGACCUCCAUCAAGGUGGAGUUAUUUACCUUAUCUCUUUUGACUGGAGAGUCGCUUCAGCUACCUGUGAACAUCGGUCGAUUUGUCAAUCUCUAUUCUUUCACUAUUUCUGGUUGCGGGCUGACCAGUUUACCAUGGUCAAUCAUUUAUCUCAAGUCUCUGGUCAAUUUGGACUUAUCAUACAACAGACUGAUGACCCUGCCUAAUUACUUUGGCAGCUUGUCCAGCCUGGAACAUUUAAACUUGGAAGGCAAUAAACUGAUCGUCUUGCCCACCUCUCUGAUAGAACUGACCAACCUAAAAACAUUGAACCUUGCUAAGAAUGAUAAUUUGAUGGGGCCGUCCUACAGCGUUUGCAUGCAGGGCAUAGAAGCCGUGAUGAAAAACCUGUCCAUGAGAAGCUCCAGAAAGAACAUGUGGGCCAACUCCAAGAUGUUCUACGAUGCCACAGACUCCGCGGCCAACGGAGGCGAAGAAAUACCAACGCUGGUGACGCUCUGCAUCAACAUCAUCCAUCAGUCUGGGCAGGACUUCAUGCUCCCUGCGCUAGUUCCCUCGGAUUUGAACCAGAUUCUCCAGGAGAAGCUCGAAGAGAAGAGGAAAUCGCUGAGUGUGGCGAAGUGCAGCACCUGCCACGCUUUCUUCUCUAAUGCCACCGCCUUUGAGAGUCACGUGUGCAAAGAGGCAAGGCAGCAGUCAGUGGAUCAUUGUGAUUACAUUGUGGCUAGAUAGCUUGGAUACAUUCUUUGGAACAUUUAAACAGGAUUAUAGACAUAAGUAUUUGCAUUCGUAUGACAAUAAAGCCCCUAUAACGGCAAUGCUUUGGAUAUAAGUAUGAAGAUCUUACCAACUCUUUCUCGGCAAAGAAUUUUUUUUUUUCAUUUAUUAUGAUGGAUACAUUCGUUGUUCUAAAAAAAAACAAUUGUCAUGGUGUCAAAAGAUUUAAUGUAAUCUCAAUGUGAUGCUACAGUGUAGACAAUUGUCUUUGACUGAAUCAUUAAGUUAAUUAGCAGGUAAAUACAAUUAAAAUAUAAUAAAUUCAAAAAAUUUGAAAAAAAAGCCUAUAUAAGCUAUUUGAUGGAUUGUAUAUCUCUUGCUAGAUUUUUUUAUAUUUUACUCAGUGGAGUGUGACAUUUAUUAGUAGACUAUAAUUAUACUUCACUUAAUGGAUUGUAAAAGUAUUGGUGGAUUGGAAUGGUGUUGGUGGAUUGUAAUAGCAAUCACUGGACAUGAUUUUAUUUGUGAAUUGUGAUACUAAUAAAGAAUUUUAAAGUCUUUUGGUAGUUUGUAGUUUUUAUACUAAGUGGACUGUGAAAUUACUAAGUGGACUGUGAAAUUACUAAGUGGACUGUGAAAUUACUAAGUGGAUUGUAAUAUCAUUUGCUUAAUUCUCAACAACGAACAGUCAUUUGGACAAAACAGUCAUUUGGACAGAACAGUCAUUUCGACAAAACAGUCAUUUGGACAAAACAGUCAUUUGGACAAAACAGUCAUUUGGACAAAACAGUCAUUUGGACAAAACAGUCAUUUGGACAAAACAGUCUUUUGGACAAAACAGUCAUUUGGACAGAACAGUCAUUUGGACAAAACAGUCAUUUGGACAGAACAGUCAUUUGGACAAAACAGUCAUUUGGACAGAACAGUCAUUUGGACAAAACAGUCAUUUGGACAAAACAGUCAUUUGGACAGAACAGUCAUUUGGACAAAACAGUCAUUUGGACAGAACAGUCAUUUGAACAAAACAGUCAUUUGGACAAAACAGUCAUUUGAACAAAAAAAGUCAAUUGGUUAGAACAUUAAUUUGGACAGAUUUACAUUUUUAAUGUUCAGUCUAAGAAGUUCAAUCUUUAAAGAUUGUAUUUUAAUGAUUGAUGAACCUGAAGUGACUAGUCAAUGCAUUGAAUUAUUUGUUUUAAAUACAAUUCAUGACUAUGAAAAUGCAUGCAAAUUUAACAAGUAAUAUCCUUUAAUCUUCAUUUACAAAUAAUUUAAAAUGCAAUCUUACCGUAUUUACGUCAGAUUCAGUUGUACGAAAAUGUUUCUGGUCUAAAUAACAUUCAGUUACACAAUUCAUAAAGCUACAUUUGUAAUGUUUGUAGGCCUACAUGUUUUGUUAUUGUUAUUAUUUCUGUGUCCUAUUGAUUUGGUUGACAUUUUGAUGUUAUUUGUAUUAUCAAUGUUUGUUAUUUCUUUGUCGUCUGCUACAGUUGUUAACCAAAUAUACAUUCUUCAUUGGUUGAAUGUGUUAAAUAAACUGGAGUCCAAUAAUGUACA
Molecule: messenger RNA, 2764 nt
Organism: Biomphalaria glabrata
Lineage: Eukaryota; Metazoa; Mollusca; Gastropoda; Planorbidae
Product: leucine-rich repeat protein soc-2 homolog
Exons: 1
Coding region: 347-1222 (291 amino acids)
Molecular function (GO): protein binding
Source: RefSeq, a predicted model, not a curated record